This is a messenger RNA of Trichomycterus rosablanca, 1460 nucleotides long. RefSeq lists its product as uncharacterized. The transcript has 2 exons. The record is from RefSeq and is a predicted model, not a curated record. The coding region runs from base 251 to 1375 and encodes 374 amino acids. NCBI's taxonomy places the organism in Eukaryota, Metazoa, Chordata, Actinopteri, Siluriformes, Trichomycteridae.
AUAUUUUAUGAGCGUUCAGUUUGGUUUAAAUAACAGAGAGACGAUCUGCAGAUAACACGAUUCUUUUAGAGUAACAUCAGCUACUAGUCGGUGUCUGUGGCUCAGUGAUCCUAGCUCAGGCUAGUGCAGUUGUGUUAGUUAUAAAUGGACUCAGCAACUCGUUCUGUAAUGAUUGAGCUAAUGUAACUGUUUUAAACCUACAGAUUUAGUUCAGUAGCUGGUAAUCAAUAUCACAUGCAAAUCAAAACAUAUGGAUACAGGAGAAAGCACAGAAUCUUCAGUAAAUCAGGACAGGAACGAUCCAUUCUGCAGAUUUAAUAGAGAACAAGUGGAUGUGCUGCUGGAUAUCAGUGAGGAAAGCUCUCUGAAAGAUCAGGAUGGGUACGAGUUCAUCACCCAAACAGGCUGGCAUGAGGCUAUCCAAGGUUGGGGUCGAUGUUCACCAUUUUCCUGCAUAUUUCAAGCUCAACAAAAAGGCAAAAGGGUCAAAUCAGAGGUCAUAGACCCCCACUGCCUUCUUUGUGCUGAUCUGAAAAAUGUUAAACUCUCAGAGAUCCAUGUUCCCGAGCGUAAUGCCACAGAACUGUCCGCUGAGACUGCUCCUGAGCCUUUAAAAAACACGGUUCCUCUGUCUUAUGAUCAGCUUAGGAGAACGUUCAGUACGGUUUCCACUUCUUCAGAGGAAGAACAGUCUGAUUUCACUAGUCAGGAAAGGUGCAUCAAGCCAGAACGUCUUGGAAAUAAACUGUUGUUAAGAUCCGAACAAUGCACACAUAGCAAAUCACUACCUCACCCAAUUCAACCCGAUCCUUCAUGCUUGUUCCUGAAAGAUAAGAAAGUAGGGAAGGUGGCACUAACUGGCAACCUUCUUGUAUUGCCUCCAGUUAAAGGACAAACAAUUUCAAUUGCAAAUUUAGGAAUCUCAAAUAUUUUGAAGAAGAAGGAGGUUCAUCAUCUACUCCCAGCUGAUGAGGAGGGUAGCGUUGUCGCUCCAUGUAGUGCCACAGGAUCAGCUAUGGUUGUUGAAAAAAUGAAUUCAGAUUUCAAGCCAACUGUUGACACAUUUCAAGGAUCUUUCACCUCCAAGGAGGUAUCAGUGCAAAACAAGUAUCAACUGCUGUCUGCAUUGAGCAUCCCUGUGUCCAGGAGGGGUCAGAUGCCGAUCAACACCUUGACAGACACUCUACCUCGUGCCACCUGCUUUUCACGAAACCUCAGACAGGACGAGCGUAUCAGGUCACCUCUAAGACACAACUCUGGGCAUAGACCCCAUUCAGGCAUCAGGGCUAGAACUAUGAGGAAAACAGAAGCAGAGCUUCCCAUGCUGUUUGGCACCAGGGUACUGAUACCAGUGUCUACUCAGCGAUUAUUGUAGCUGUUCCUGUUAAUGCUCACACUGUCCAAAGGGCAUUAAAGAUCAGUGUAUCUUAUAAAGAUAAGCAAUUUAUGUGCAACUUCAA